GCUCCUCUGGCGGCACACGUGCAUUUUUGUUUUAGUUCUCUGGCGUAAAAAUGAAGCUGUCCUCGAAAAAAUCCAAAGUUUUGGGCAAACCUAAGGCAGGUGUCUCAAAAAAGAAGGUCCCUCAGGAGGCCCUUAAAAAGACCAUAUCAAAAAAGGUCCGGAACACAUCUGAAGAACAGGUGAUAUCCAAGAAACCAAAACAGAAACCCACUUCCGUACCUAAAAAUGGGAAAACAGCCAAGAAAGGAACUAAGAAAACACACAAGGAAGAGUUGGAGGGACUCAAGGACUUAGAUCCAGAGUUCUACGAUUUCCUUAAAAAGAACGACCAACAACUUCUGGAUUUUAAUCUGCUUGACAGCGAUGACGACGAUGAUGAUGAGGAGGAGAAGCCGGAGAAGGUAAAAGGAAAAUCUGCUGAGAGCGAGGAUGACGAGGAGGAUGAAGAGAAAUAUCACAAGCCCAAUGAGGAUUUGGCUGUGGCCAGCGAUGAGAGCGAUUUCGAGGAUGAAGCAGAAGAUGAUGAAGCAGCCGCUGGAGGCACGCAGAAAAUCACGCUCAACCUGCUGCGCCAAUGGGAGGUGCAGCUGGCCCAGCCCAACGUUUCCAUAGACAUAGUACGCAAGGUGAUACAGGCCUUCAAUUCCGCCUUGGCCAGUAUAUCAGCCGAUGGUGCUGAUGGAGGCGAAAACCAGCCUAAUGCUGCCGCUUUUAAAGUCGUCGGAGCAUCCGCAUUUAACGGAGUAAUUCAACUGUGCGUGCUUCACCUGCAGCCAGCCAUCAUCAAGGUACUAGGUGUGAAGGCCAAUAGCAACCUGCCCCUCCACAAAUACAAAAAAUGGGUUAAAGUGCGCGGCUGUCUACGCUACUACCUUACGGAUUUAAUUCGCCUCGUGGAGCAGGUCUCGAGUGCCAACAUCCUUGGUGUGCUUCUUAAGCACUUGCAUCAAAUGGCCGGCAUGGUGGCGCCCUUCACUGCUCUCGGCAAGACGAUUUUGAAGCGUCUGAUCGUGCUUUGGGCCACUGGGGAUGAGACCGUUCGAGUAUUGGCUUUCCUUUGCAUUUUAAAAAUUACAAGAAAGCAGCAGGCCACUAUGCUAAACCACGUUCUCAAAGCCAUGUACUUGGCUUACGUGCGUAACUCGAAGUUCGUGUCUCCGAACACUCUGCCGGGUAUAAACUUCAUGCGGCGUUCGCUGGUGGAGAUGUUUGCUUUGGACUUGAAUGUGAGCUACCAACAUGCUUUUCUCUACAUCCGACAACUAGCCAUCCAUCUGCGAAAUGCUGUCAUCCUUAAGAAAAAGGACAGUUUUCAAGCAGUCUACAACUGGCAGUUUAUCAAUUCCCUACGCCUGUGGGCGGAUCUUCUGGGAGCGAGUGCCAACAAGCCACAGCUUCAACCAUUAGUAUAUCCGCUUGUCACUAUUGCCACUGGAGUGAUUCGGUUAAUUCCCACAGCCCAAUACUUUCCUCUGCGUUUCCAUUGUCUGCAGACCCUCAUCUCAUUGGCCAAGGAGACGAACACCUAUAUACCGGUGCUUCCUCUGAUUGUGGAGGUUUUGAAAAGCAAUACUUUUAAUCGCAAGCACACAGCAGUAUCCAUGAAACCUCUGCAGUUCACCUGCGUGCUGAGGCUCAACAAGGCGCAGCUGUCCGAGAAUGGCUUCCGGGACGAAGUAAUCGAGCAGGUUUGCGGCUUAUUACUUGAAUACCUUGCACAUGAGUCCGCGUCUCUAGCCUUCACCGAUCUUGUUGUGCCCACUGUUAUGGCCAUUAAAGCCUAUCUGAAGACUUGCCGAAAUGCAAACUACUCCCGCAAGCUUAAACUGCUUCUAGACAAGGUGCAGGAAAGUAGUCGUUUUGUGGAGCAGCAGCGUGGUAAGAGCAGCGUAAACUUUGACCUUAAGGACGCUUCAGCAGUGUCCGCCUGGGAGCAGCAGCUCCGUCUAAAACGCACUCCCUUGGACAUCUACUAUACCAGCUGGCUGAAGACACACGAGACCAAGAAACGACGCCAGGCCGCGCAAACUGAUGAAAUUAAUGCCGACUACGAUGUACCAAAACUGAAAAAGCUUCCCGCCAAAUCUGGACUACCCAUUCGGAAUGAAAAUGGCGAGGUUGAACUCUUCCCCUCAGACUCUGAGGAUGAAGAAGCGAAUAAUUUCCCAGCAGCAUCAGACGAUGAAGAUGAAAAGGAGGAAGUGGAAGUGGAGCCACCAAAGUCCAAGAAGGCAAAGAAGGAGAAAAAGAAUUCAGAAAAGAAACCACAACCCGUAGCAGAGGAACCUGCUGGCGAUGAUUACGACGAAGCAGGUGGAGCUGUAGAUAUAGUUAAGGACUUGGACUUGAACGAUUGGUAAACAUAUUAGGAUCAUUUAACUAUAUUUACACAUAAAAUUCUUUAAAAAUAAAA
Molecule: messenger RNA, 2413 nt
Organism: Drosophila bipectinata
Lineage: Eukaryota; Metazoa; Arthropoda; Insecta; Diptera; Drosophilidae
Gene: Noc2
Product: Nucleolar complex protein 2
Biological process (GO): negative regulation of transcription by RNA polymerase II; ribosomal large subunit biogenesis
Cellular component (GO): nucleoplasm; Noc1p-Noc2p complex; Noc2p-Noc3p complex
Molecular function (GO): transcription corepressor activity; histone binding
Source: RefSeq, a predicted model, not a curated record